Messenger RNA from Plasmodium gonderi, 813 nucleotides. RefSeq names its product mediator of RNA polymerase II transcription subunit 7. The record is from RefSeq and is a predicted model, not a curated record. The transcript has a single exon. Lineage: Eukaryota; Apicomplexa; Aconoidasida; Haemosporida; Plasmodiidae. Gene Ontology annotation, molecular function: transcription coregulator activity. Gene Ontology annotation, cellular component: mediator complex; core mediator complex. The coding region runs from base 1 to 813 and encodes 270 amino acids. Gene Ontology annotation, biological process: regulation of transcription by RNA polymerase II.
AUGGGAGAUAAAUACGUGUCGGGCUAUCCCGCACCCCCAUACUAUUAUGAUGAAUAUGUAGAUGCUGACGAGGAGGUUGAGGGUAUUCUAAAAAGGUUUCAAACAAAAGAGAAUGAGGUAGAAGAAAAUUACCGUAGGGAAGAUGUGGAUGGGAUGAAUUUCCUGAAGCGAAUUAGUAGGACAUACGACAUUUAUGACAUUUCUGAAAAUAUGCAUGUGGAUGUGCAGAAGAAAAGUAAUGUUGAAUGUAUGAGAUACAUACCGAAAAAAUGCCAAGUGAUACUAGGUAGGCCUCCACCUUUACCACUAAAAAGUAAUUACAAUAUAUUUGGAUUAAUCUAUGAAAUUGAAAGAAGAGUUGAAGAUUUAGAAAGUGACGAAUUAUUAUAUGAUAUAAAGAAAAACUUGAAAAAUGAAUUUAUUAGACUUUAUAAAAUGUAUAAAGACUCCUUUUUUGAUCUAUUUGAUGAUAUUGUAAAUAAUAGAAAAGAUGACAAAACUAAGGUGAAAACUUUGAUAAAGGUUCAUAUAAAUUUAUUUCACAUUUUAGCCAAUUUAAGAUAUUUUCAAGCUGUUAAUAAUAUUAUUAAUGUUUUAAAAGUCCAAUUAAAAAGAAGACAAAUAGCUAUCGACAAAAUGAAGUUAAGUCUUCUUCAUGUUUAUGAUUAUAUUAAUUUUGUUCAAGAUAAUUUAUCCACGUCUCGGUGCAUUCCAAAUGAUGUAUUAUCUCGGGGAAUUUACAAAAGGAGGAAGCGCGGAGGGGGAGAGGGGGAAGGGAUCGAGAAGAACAAAAAUGUAGAAUACCUUACCUGA